AUGUUAGACUUAGAAGAACAUGCUAUUGAUGAUGAUUUGACAUUUGAUAUCGAGAUUCUGAAGGGGAAAAAGCUCUCCUUAAAGGAACUAUGUGAAGAUAGUUCUUCAACCAAUGUUACAAUGGAAAACGUAACACAGUAUGUGGAUCUUUAUCUCAAGCAUAGGUUUCUGAACACUAUUUCCAAAAAGCAUCUUUUUGCAAAAGGGUUCAGUGAUAUGCUUCUUGGUUCCGCACUUCAUACAUCAUUCUUUCAAGUUUGCAAGUAUUUUCUAGACGCGGUGGAGAAGAAACAGUAUGGGUGGUUUUGGGCUUGCCCCAACGGUGGCAAAGAGUGUCAUUACAGACACGCUCUUCCUCCUGGUUAUAUCCUUAAAUCUCAAAUGAAGGCCCUUUUGGAAGAGGAGUCACAGAAGAUGCCAGUUGAAGAAGAAAUCGAAAACGAGCAUGCGAAACUGAAAACGGCGACGCAAAUGACACCUGCGCUAUUUAUGGAGUGGAAGAAGAAGAAGAUAGCUGAGAGUAGGGAGAGUAUGCAUGCUGCCUUGUGA
Molecule: messenger RNA, 549 nt
Organism: Brassica rapa (field mustard)
Lineage: Eukaryota; Viridiplantae; Streptophyta; Magnoliopsida; Brassicales; Brassicaceae
Product: zinc finger CCCH domain-containing protein 21-like
Biological process (GO): cytoplasmic translation
Cellular component (GO): cytosol
Molecular function (GO): mRNA binding; metal ion binding; ubiquitin-protein transferase activity
Source: RefSeq, a predicted model, not a curated record